Alternaria atra is the source of this 537-nucleotide messenger RNA. RefSeq lists its product as uncharacterized. The coding region runs from base 1 to 537 and encodes 178 amino acids. The record is from RefSeq and is a predicted model, not a curated record. The transcript has 2 exons. Lineage: Eukaryota; Fungi; Ascomycota; Dothideomycetes; Pleosporales; Pleosporaceae.
AUGCCCGCAGCCUCAGUAGCAUCCGCGCCCGUCAAGCGCACCGCCAACAAGACCACCGCUUCACGAUCUGCGAAGAAGCCUACCCAGAGCGCGAACAAGAAGCCCCAGACGAAUGGCGCAACCAACGGAGCGUCACAAGCUCAGAUGUCACCAUACACCAUCAUGGCUUCGAGAAUCGCAAACCGCGUCGCUGAGAUGGCGGAGAACAUGACUUUCGUCGAGCGCGAGAAGCCCCAGCAGCAGCAGCAACAGCAAUCUGCUCCAUCAAACUCUGGAAAAAAGCCACCCCGGAAACUCGAGAUGCGCAUGCCUAACAACGGCGCCUCACCGACCAAUAUCACCUUCAGCGCACCCUUCCUCGACAACACGCUGGCCAAGCUACUUACACUUCAAAACCGCAUGUUGACGGUCAGCAACGAUAUCGCAGCGUGCGAAGACGUAGACGACAAAACCAAGCAAGAGCAAUUCGCGCAGAGCGCGGAGCUGAGCCGUAUCAUUGCGCUGAUUUGCGCCGAGAAGGCUAGACAGGGUGCUUAG